AAUGUACGUGUGUCGUGCCCGAGAGAAUGCACAAGUGUAUGGAAAUUUUGCCACUCCAGCGCAGGGGUUGCGAAUGUCAACAGUCGCCGAGUCAGUUGCUUGGUACAUCUCAAACGUUGCGGACGCAUUUCCGGUUAACGGAAAAUAACGGCACGUACGGUUACUACAACACACACAUUAGACCAACCCGAGACACAAGUAUACAUAUAAAGUCGCCCCGCAUAGGAGGACGAAGGCAGGCGGUGGAUACACUGAGACUGAAAAAAAUCUCGAAUUCAUUGUCAGGCUACAACAACACGCUUUGGCGGCUGGCCAUCGUCGCGGCUAUUUUGCAUAUUUUCACGCUUCUUAAUUGAUUUAUUUUGUAACAAUUUCCAUUUUAUUUGCGAAAUACGAGCGAGUAUAGAAGAGGUGCGGAGCAAUUUGUGUGUUAAUUUGAGAAAAACUUGAGUGAGUGAGUUUCUGAGAAUUACAUUACAAUAACAUGUAAGUGAUACCGUUGUACCGUUGCAAAGAAAUUGGCUUGAAAAUCUAGAAAAUCGCUAGCAUUUUUUCUCGAGUGGCUAGACACCAUUUAUAUGUAGUGUAUAAGUAUGUGUAGUACAUAACGGCACAUUGGCUGUGGAUGAAAACGGAAACGGUAGACGAGUGCGCGUAAAGACCGCUAUUGUAACGGCAAACGGUGGGGAAUUGGCCUAACGGUGAAAGAUUGGCGUAUAUAGUGUAAAAUUCGUGUAAAAACGCAAAUUAUAUAUAACAGUGAAAUCGAAGUAGUGCGCAACAGAGUGAAUAGAAUUUAUUAAUAAUAAUGAAAAUUUAAUAAAAAAUAAUAUGUAAAUAAAACGAAUUGAAGCAGCAUUAGUUGUUAAAAUAUAAAUAAAAAUAAUUAGAAAAAAAAAACGAACAAAUAAUUGAAGCAAGUCGCUACCAAAAGUGUUCACUGAAAAAUCGUAUACAAAUUUCAAAAUUAUUAUUUAUGUGUUUGUAUUGAUUUGCGCACGUGUGCGUCGAUGAACAUACAGAUUUAUAUAUGUAUGUAGAUAAGUGUAGGUGAAUGCGAAAAAUUGAUACAAUACAGAAAAUUCCGACGGAAUUGAAAAUUUCUGACGAGAAUACGAAAAUUUCGCUCCGUGCAACUACAAUAAUAAUAACAACAAGAAAGCAACCGACACCACCGCUAUCAUUGCCAACCAAACAACCCAAACAACAGAGCCAAAUAAUUACAACAAUACUAACGAGUAUAACUACAGUAGCAGCAUUAACACCAACAAAAACAAUUACAAUAACAACAGCAGUCGCAGCGGCAGCAACAACUAACCACCAACAACCCACCCUUGUUGCAUAAGCAGUUACUCAUAAUCACAACCACUACACUCCACACCUCACCACCACCCUCCGUCAACGUCUUUUGCUUGAACGCGUCCAUCAACAAACACUCACCCACCCGCAUCCGUUCGCCCCACUGCCCACACACCAUUGCAGCUGGGAUAUAGCGCGCAUCCUACAAGCAUCCUGCGUGUGUGCCAACAAACAGUCAAUCAACAUAUGCAGCCAACAGACCGACCCAUCCCCCCACAAGACCGCACAGAGAAGCCGGCACUUCAGGCUCACUAGCACACUGACAAACGCUCUCGCAUUCUCUCUGGCGUUCGAGUGCUCUAGCGCUCUCUCCAUUGCCUACUAUAAACAACAAGAAUUUGCUUUGGUGACUGCUGAAUUCUAGUGCAGUCGCAACAAAAAUAAACAACCAAAUUGUGGGAAACAUUCACCGAACGGCAAACGGUAAACAAUCUCUACACUGACUACACAGCGAAGAAGAUACACACACUGGUUGGCGCAUAAGCCGAGCGGGGGCUAUAAUUUGUAGCGGGGUUGCAGCGAGGCGGCGCAGGUAGAGUAACGAAGGCGCAUCUAUAACGGCAACUAUUAAAGUUUUUCCGCUUUUGUUUGGGUCUUUGAUUAUCAUGUUGUUGUUGUUGUUAUUGCCCACAUUUCCGCUUUGUCACUGAAACAAUAAGCCAAAGGAUAUGAAGGAUAUACUAGUAGUGGCGCUGAUGAUGAUGACGCUGCGAUGGCAGUUGCAGAAUUCGCAAAGGAUAAGUCUUGUGCGAUGAUUUGACGAAAUCCGUCCAUUGUUUUCAAUAUAUACAGGAAUAAAACCGAAAUGAUAAACAAUUAAGCAAUGCUCAAGUCAAUACAUAGUCAUAAUAAGUCAUAAGAAUAAUCUACAGGAAUAUAAUAGUAAACAUUAAAGCUUAAAUCGCUCGAACAACAACUAAAUAUACGGACACGAUGUUCGGUUCGAAAUUACGUUCAUGGAUGGAGAACCACAUAGGGCGCCCGCGUAAGAAGGGCGCCAAAAAUAAAACUACAAACAGCAGUACUGUUAGUGCCGCCACGGCCGCGGGCUGCAGUCAUGAGGCGUAUCAGCAUUACGGUGGCAACAACAAGAAGAUUUCCAGCUCGAAUUCGAGCUCUAUUUUUACGCUUCAUCACGCGCGCAGUAAUGGCGCGUCUUCCACGUCACCAUCAAUCACUGCCAACAACUCGUCUGCGUCCGCGGCGCCGACAAUGACGACGGUAAUGGUUUCGCCCGGCACGAUGUCCUCAUUCGGUGCUAAUCAUCACAAUGGUGGCGGUGGAGGUGGUGGCUGUGGCAGUGGCUGCGGCAGUGUCAUUGCUAGUCCGGUCAGGCGACGUGAAGUCUCGCCCAUUCAAGGCCAUACACAGAGUCGUUACGGUUGGCAGUCACCGGAUCAGGAGACAAUCACUUCACCGAAAUCCGACAAUUUCCUAUAUGCGCCACAACAUCGCGUACGCAGCCAGUCGCAUCACACAAAUCACCAUCAUCAUCAACAGCAACAGCAUCCACCGCAGCUACAACAACCUCCAUAUACAGUGCCAAACAGCAAGGAUAAUUCCAGUGAUGAUCGUUCAUUGCAGGCAAGGUCUUUCACACAAUCGUACAAUCAUCAUAUACCCCAACAACAGCAGCAACACCAACAUUCACAGUUGUCCCAGAAUACUAUCCCACAACAACAGCAACCACAUCCCGCCGAUUGUUCCUCCUCAUCGAUUUCGUCAUUGUCGUGGUCCACUGGUUCUAAGGAGCCUUCCAUGAACUCCAGCAGCAAUCCCAAUAACAACACAAGCCACAACAACAGCAAUAAUAAUAGUACAUUUUCCAAACCUCUGCCUGCUCCUGAGCAACCUAAUAACAGCAUCAACGAUUUACAACAUUUCGAAGAGGAGGAUCCAAAUACCGUUCACUAUGAGGAGAUACGCACAAUUCUACGUCAUCCGGAACAUUGCAGUUCCAGUUACAAUAGUAAUAAUCCUUUCCUUAUACAUGAACGUCCCAAAUCCGAGCAGCUCACUUCGUUUACAGCAGCGCGUUCGCUCUAUGCAGAUCGUCGCUCGCAGGAUGACGCAUCCACGCGCUACGGACGCCUCUUGCCGUAUAAGAUUCAGAGCUGUAGCAACUCGAAUGACAGCUUGAAUGCGAACGGCUCGAUGACAUACGUAAAAAGCGGCAGCGCUGAAUAUAUAUUACAACAAUAUCAAACUUCCGCUAAUGGAUACAUGUGCAGUACCGCAGCCGAGUUUUCCUCGAGUCAUCAGUCGGGUAAUGUCAACAGUCCAGCGACCAUGCACUGUCAGCGCGCACGUUUACGUGGAGGUCGCUUUGCCAAUGGGCAUGUUCUAAAUGGUGCACAGCAAGGAGCCAGUGUGGCCGGAGUACCGCUUCAUAGUCUCUCAUCGCCGGAAAGUGCCUACUCUACUGGCUACUCCACCGACGGUACUUCGCCAGGCGCCAUUUACACACCACCAGAAUACUAUAUCAAUAUGCGUACCGGUACGCAUUACUUCCCGAAGAGCGUUAACUCACUGGCUAUCGAGGCGCAGCGUUACAAAUUUGGUCUGAAUAAAAUAGAGGAAAUGUCACCUAUAGAUCCAAUGCCGAAGACCUCCUUUGCCAAUGCUUCCAGUCUAUACAAGCGUGCCGAUUCGUAUGAUAUGGGCCAAGGUUGUAGCAACAACAAUGGCAUGCAUCACGAACCAUUUAUACCAUUAGAUGCUCCACAUGCCAUUCAACCACCCGACAGUGUUGGCCGACACAGUCCUUUGCCGUUGCGUAACACCAUUGUUUUGCCCACCUUGAAGGGUUUUGAAUCACCAUCCCCCAGACAACGUUGCCGUAUACGUACGAAUCCGUGGUAUCUCACAACGGAAGCAAAUGCGCCAGCGGCGGGUGAUGUGAGUGUGCAAAAUGUGCUGGCAUUUUUGCCACCACCACCACCAACACAGCCGCCGCCAACGGCGAUGUCAACAACAUCUGACACGUCGACGAUUUCCUCGUCAGCGCACUCAACGAGGCUGCCGGAGGCUGUCGGCACGCCACUGCGACAGCAGAAACAGGGUAAGAUGAUGACAAGUGGCAGUGCGGGAGGUGGGCGGAGGGAACAUGAUGCCGCAAGCACAUCAUCCUCUGGAAAGAGAUCCAGCAAUGCAACAACAGAUGGACGACGGGGAGUGCAACACAUCCAACAGACAAGUGACAUGAACAAUGUUGGCAAGUUGACUGCUGGAUACGAGUCCACAGAGAGCUCUUCGUCUUUGACUGAAGUGGAAAAUAUGCAAAGGAACUACACACCCAACACUGUGCGUCGCAAGCGUGCAGAGCAAUUGCAGAUGAAGGUGGGUCAGCCUCUGUCUGCGGUGUUGGCAGGUGUGUGCGUUAUAAAUGGCGAGCGCGUUGGAAACAACAGGGAGCCGAUAUUAAGUGACGAUGAUGCCACGUUGAACGAGAUGAUGGGAAAGUUUGAUGAGAGUUAUGUGUAUGAGAAGGAGACUGAUAUACUCAGCAGUGAUUCGGAUCAAACUGAUUGCCCCUCUGAUUUGGACACGGGACAGGAUGCGGGGGAUGAAUGUGAUACUGACGAACUGCUCGACAUCGAUUUCAUUGAUACCUCAUCUAUACAGGAGGUUUCGGAACGUAGGGACUCGGAUUGCAAUUUAGGCAGUUGUUAUUACUACAACCAGAGUCCGAAAUCGGUACACCAACAAGGUGGAAAGCGCGCAUCCGUGCGUUCGCGGAGAAGCUCUAGAAGUUUGAAGAACACACAAGAGGAAACGAAUACAGUCGUGGCUGCUGGAAGUAGCUCACAGCGACGACGUAAGCGCUUUCUGAAGACACGCAAGAAGAGUGCUGAAAACCGUAACGAACAACCAAAUUCGCCACACAAAACUCGAAAGUCACGCAGUGUUGGCGGUACGCCAGUUUGCGUGCGCCGACAAAGACAUAUCACAGCAAAGAAUAGAAUUUAUGAGACUUCACCACUUACGAACAGAUCUAGCUCACUAGUAUUUACAGAAGUACGCGACACCAAGCGUUUUAUGACAAUCGCGGAGAGUGAACGGGCUUUGCUGAAAGCGGAUUUAGAGGCGGAUGUUAAGUAUAGACAACUAAUACAAGAAGCUGAAUCCUUACUAGUAUCCAUGAAAAACAGUAUGCAAAGCAUACCACGGGACACACCCGUCUCAAGUCCACGUCGAGUCAACCCUCUGGCCAAUAAGCGUGUAGAAAUGCUGAAAAACUGCGAAACAGAAACACGUCGCGAACAACUGAAACAAGCACAGCAACGUUCUUUGGAUGCUAUCCAUUUAGAGAAACAACAAAAGCAGCAACAACAAGAUUUGGCCGCCGCUAUUAAUCGGCGUAUAGACUUACUGAGGCAUGCGCCUGCGUCAGCACCUAAUAGCCCACGCUUCAGCCGCUACAGUCCACGGAAAACCCACAUAACGAAUUUCAUCAAUCAAAAUGUGCCGCCAGAGAUACCACCUCGCAAGGCGGUGGACGCAACGAAACCUCCACAGUCUCCACAGUUACAACUGAAUGGACGACGUAUGCCACCGAGCCCAACUUCCACAUCUAUUCAAGAACGCCGAUUCCGCAGUCAGUCGCCAGUGUCGCGUCACAAGUCUGGCGCUUAUUUGCAACGUAUUCAAAACAUUGAUAGCGACUCUGAUUCAGAGUUUCAAAGCAAAGCUUAUGAUGAUAAUCAGCUAAGUAAUGAUUAUGGUGCGCAGACGACACAGGUCCACGCCGCGACAGCCGUCGAUGCGGUAAAUCACAAUUAUUUGCCUGAGUUCGAGAGACUUUCACGCUACGAUGAAGCAGAUUUGUCUAAUCACAAUGUGACCAGUUUGGAGGGGAAGUCAGCGAGUUCAGCGGCUAAGCGGCAGGCAAGGAUAAUGCAAGCCUGUCCACAGAGCGAGCCGCUGAAGAGAAAGGUUUACAGCGGCAGCUCGACAUUUGAGCGCAUCAAAAAGAGUUUCGACUUGGAGGCCGAAAUCCCAAAACAAGCAAUGUUAGCAAAAAUUCAUAAUCUGCGGCGUCGUGAGCGUCAAAGGUCGAAUCCACGCUUAAACACGCACACAAGCAGUCAGGAUUUACAACAAUCGGUGGGAGAAUAUUCUAACGGGGAUAAUACAGUUGAUGUCAAUAAAAAGCAAAUGAUUCUCAGCACAAUUGCAGAUCUCAAACGUAGUCUUGAGUCACAGAGCGUCGAACUAAAUGGUCUCAAUGAGGACUAAAGCUACAGUCAUAUAAAAAUUUAGAGUGGUAAGUCUGAAGAGGUGUAAGGAUCUAUAUUGGUUGUAUGAAAAGUUAAAUUGAAUCACAAACCUACCGAACUUGUUCAGCCUUGCAAUAUUGCCUAAACUGUCAGAAAAAUUAAUUAGCAAAGAUUUAUUGUACCAUGUUUAUGAAUCCGUGUCCUCAACUCUUUCGUACUUUUCAAUAUAAUAGUAUACAGAAGACGAAGAUGUUAAACUCAAAAAUUGUUUCCUUGAUUUAUCCCGGAAACCCCAUUAAUGUGAGGAAGUGCGAUAAUAAAACAGUUCCCCUGACACUGCGAAUUCUGAAUUAUUGUAACUAUUAUAAAUUUUUUUGGAAUUAUUCAGGGAGAAUCCAAAAUUUUACAUAGCGAUUUUUUUUAGAGAGCGAAUAAUCCAAGCUAUGAUCCUCAACUUAAUGAGACUCAUAAUGUCUUUCGUCUACCUAUCAACUGUUCAAUUAACUACUCACAUCUUACGUCACGUCACCCACCAUUUCAAAAAAAAACUCAUCCGCCCUCUUAGUGCAUCAUGAAUUAGAUUUGAUUUUGUGAUUGAUUCUUUAGAGUAUUCACUAUAUAUUUAUAUGUGAUGAAUAUAUACAUAUAUAUGUAAUGUGUAAACAUACCUAUAUACAGUAGUUACAUACUUACAUAUAUAUGUGUAUACAUUGAGUAAAUGUCAUUGGCCUAGUAGCUAUAAUGUUAUAAAACAAUAUGAUUAUGCAUCUAUCAAAAAUAAAAAUAAAAAUAAUACUAUAUACAUAAAUAAGUUAUAAGAGGGAACAAAUUAAGAAAAAUUUUGAAUGUGCAAAAGUUUAUGUGACAAUUAUUGUGUAAACGGCGUCUCCAAUUAGCCAGAAUAUUUUGCGGCAAUGAAUGACGUUCGAUAUUAUCAUGCAUAUAUAAGUACAUAAGUAUCAAUGAGUUAGUUUAAAUGUAUUUAUGUAUUUAUGAAGGUUCACUUUCUUACACACGUACAUAACAGAUGCUGCUGAAGGUUACUUAUACGAUAUGACGAAAGAAAAAAUAUUAAACACGCCGUAAGAAAUAUAAAGACAACUCACAAAACAUGUAUUACAAAUAGAAUGUUGUUACUAAAUAUUGAUAUGAAUAUGACCAGCAUAAUUGCAAACAAUAAGUUAUAUUAAGAAUUGAAAAAUAUUAUGAUUAAAUGGAAGCAAAAAAACAAUAAGUAAUACAUAUAAUUGAAGGACUGAAAACAUUGCCACGUUGCUGUUUACCACAUAAUUAACGAAUACUAUAUUCGGAUAUGCAUAAAUAUGGCAGCGUUUAUAUAGAAUAAAUCGUGAAGAUAUAGCUAUAUAUAUAGAAGAGUUCAUUAGAAGUGCAAGUAUAUGGCGGAUAAAUGUUAAGAGAGAACGAAUUAAUAGUUUUAAACCACGAAAAAGUUAUAAUGUGACAUGUUAUUCGAGCGUAUUUGGUUACUCCAAAACACUUAUUAUCGAAGGGAUGAAUAUAACAAAAAAACAAGUUAGGAAAGGCUAAGUUCGGGUGGAACCGAACAU
Zeugodacus cucurbitae (melon fly) is the source of this 8146-nucleotide messenger RNA. RefSeq lists its product as uncharacterized. The coding region runs from base 2293 to 6597 and encodes 1434 amino acids. The record is from RefSeq and is a predicted model, not a curated record. The transcript is spliced from 11 exons. NCBI's taxonomy places the organism in Eukaryota, Metazoa, Arthropoda, Insecta, Diptera, Tephritidae.